Messenger RNA from Parnassius mnemosyne (clouded apollo), 666 nucleotides. Lineage: Eukaryota; Metazoa; Arthropoda; Insecta; Lepidoptera; Papilionidae. The record is from the annotation of a GenBank genome assembly.
AUGAAUAAAUUUUUUGCGUUAAGCAAUUUUAAACGUCUGACGGAGUGUAGCAGAUCUAUAUCUACAAGAAUCACAGCAGAUGGGAAAGAAGUGCCCAAAAGAAAGAAUAUUGAAAGUAGGAUAACUUUAAUUGGGUCUGACAACUCAGUUAGUAUAACAGAUCUAAAGAGCGCUCAGAGUUUGUCCCUUAGACGAGAGUUGAAGUUAGUUAAAAUUCAAGAUGUUGACACAAAAACUAGGCGGCCUGUAUAUAAGUUGUUGACUAAUGCUCAGUAUCAUGAAGAGGAAAUUUCUAGGAGAAAAGAAAAACAAGUGCUAAGGGAAAAUGAGCUAAUUAAAGGACAAAAACUGAUUACAUUGUCUCCUAGAAUUGCUGAACAUGAUCUCAUGACAGGCAUUAAGAAAAUGUUAAAACUUUUAGAUAAGCAAUAUGAAGUGAAAGUUGUAAUUACUGGUGGUGACGAAGAGUCUGUUCAAAGUUUGGAAAGGAUACAAUCGGUGAUAGAGAAAAAUACAAAAUCGUCUGGAAACCUUGUUCAAAAAAGAAAUAAGGGAAACAGUUUAAGAUUUCAGUUGAUUCCACUAAGAGAGAAGACUACCCACCAUGGUAACAACGGCUCAAACCAGAAUGAAAAAACCCAAGUUGAAGACAAAGGUCCACUAUGA